AUGGCCGUAAGGAGGUACCUGGUCCUCGCUACGAUCUUCGGGCUUGUUGGCGGCGUGCUGACACAGGAAGACUGGGCUGCUCAGCUCAGAGGCGAGAUGGACCCAGCACGCAUUGAGGAAUUUCUAAGGAUCCUGACAGAGAAGCCCCACAUGGCGGGUACCCAGGGUGGGUACGAGUUAGCGGAGUACGUGAGACAGACGUGGGAGGACCAGGGUCUGGACUCCGCUAGAAUCGCUCCGUACGACGUGCUGCUCUCCUACCCACACCCGGACAGUCCCAGCUACGUGGCGCUACUUGAUGAGUCUGGGAAUGAAAUGUUCAGGUCUUCUGUGGCCGGUGAGCCACAGCUUGAUGUAGACCCGCCGUUCAACAUCUCCGGUGUACCGCCGCCUUUUGCAGCUUACUCACCUUCAGGAGUUGUGGAGGGAAAUCUGGUGUACGUAAACUACGCACGGACGUCCGAUUUCGACCUGCUGAAAAGUCGGGGUAUUUCUGUUGAAGGGAAGAUCGCCAUCGCCCGGUACGGAAAGACUUCACGAGGGCGCAAGUUGCGUCGUGCCCAAGACCGUGGCGCUAUCGGCAUGAUUGUGUACUCAGAUCCCAAGGAGGUGGUUGGAACCGGGAGUGGGAAAACUAAAAAGUAUCCGGACGGUUGGUACGCACCGGGUACAGCGGUACAGAGGGGACAUUACCUGUACGGUGUAGGGGAAGGGGAGCCACUCACACCUGGAUAUCCUGCUACAGACUAUGCCUACAGAAUUGACCAGAGUGACAGUGACCAGCUGCCCACCAUUCCCGUCCACGUCAUAGGGUACACAGAUGCCAUGGAGCUCCUUAGGCACAUGGGUGGGCCCCUUGUUCCAUCCUCCUGGCAAGGCCUGCUGGACAUAGAUUACCGCUUCGGACCAGAAAUGGAAGGGCCAGCAAGUAAGGUUCGUUUGGAUGUGAAUGUUGAAACUGAGGUGAGGACCGUUCACAAUGUGGUGGGGAUAAUCCGGGGAAGGGAGGAACCAGACCGAUACGUGAUUCUUGGUAACCACCGGGAUGCCUGGACCUUUGGCGGGGUGGACCCUAACAGUGGCACCGCCUGUCUGCUGGAGAUCACACGGGUCUUGGGAGAAAUGAUGAGAAGAGGGUGGCGCCCCAGACGCACCUUGAUGUUCGUCAGUUGGGAUGCAGAGGAGCAUGGGAUGCAUGGGUCGUAUGAGUGGAUCGAGGAAUUUGGCAAGAUCAUGUCAGAUCGAGCUGUGGCCUACCUGAACGUGGACAAUGCAGUUCGAGAUGACUACACUCUGCGUGCCAGAGCUACCCCCUCCCUCAAGCCUCUACUGAAGGAAGCUGCUAAGAUGGUCCCAUGGCCAACCUCCACCCAGGAUGGGAACACCCUGUAUGAAGUUUGGAGUAAACGGAGCCCUCAGACCAGUGCUUCUGACUCCCCUCCCAAGAUUUCUCUCCCUGCUGGUGCGAGUGACUAUGUGCCAUUUGUGAGAAGAGUCGGUGUCCCAAUCCUGGACCUUGCAAUGGUUCAUCGCUACACCAUUACGUACCCAAACUUCCCCCUCUACCACACGACCUACGAGACCUUCCACCUCCAGAAGACCUACAUCGACCCACACUUCAAGUUCCACCGCCUGAUGUCUCAGCUGUGGGGGGAGGUGGCCCUCUCCCUGGCCGAGUCCUGGAUUCUGCCCAUCGAUGUUUCUGAGUACGCAGGCACUGUCCAGGAGAUGUACAACUGGCUGGACAAUUGGUACCGUGACAAGUUUGAAGGGUCGGCUAUCUCACUAGAUGCCCUGCAGUCAGCAGUGGCCAACUUUACCCAGGCAGCGAUGAUGAUUGAAGAUGAACUGUCUUCUAUGGAAAACAAUACAGACCCACUGGUUGCCCGGAUGUACAAUGACCAGUUGAUGCAGAUGGAGAGAGCCUUCAUAGACCCACAGGGCAUCCUGUACCAGAAAUUCUACAGGCACACCAUCCUGUCCAGUGGUCUGUGGGAUACUGAGACCUUCCCUGCCCUGGGUGAUGCUGUGAGGAGGAUGGGCAGUGACUGGACUGAUCCUGGCAAGGAAGACAAACUCAAGGAGGUCAAGCAAGAGCUGUCAAUCAUCACAUUCUUCAUCCAAUCAGCUGCCAACAUUCUGGCUAAACCUGCCUCAACUGUGUUUUAAAUUGAGAAAGUCACAAUGAACAAAGUAGAAAUUGCAAAAAUGGUGAAUUAGUAUGAAUUAGUGAUGCAUACCGGUUCACUGGACUUGGAUCCGGACUUGUAAGAAUGUUUAGGUUCAAGUCCAAAAAAACCUAAAAGUCAA
Branchiostoma belcheri (Belcher's lancelet) is the source of this 2310-nucleotide messenger RNA. RefSeq names its product glutamate carboxypeptidase 2-like. The record is from RefSeq and is a predicted model, not a curated record. NCBI's taxonomy places the organism in Eukaryota, Metazoa, Chordata, Leptocardii, Amphioxiformes, Branchiostomatidae. The coding region runs from base 1 to 2169 and encodes 722 amino acids. The transcript has 18 exons. Gene Ontology annotation, molecular function: carboxypeptidase activity.